Messenger RNA from Varroa destructor (honeybee mite), 1314 nucleotides. Its product is annotated as ER membrane protein complex subunit 2-like. The record is from RefSeq and is a predicted model, not a curated record. Gene Ontology annotation, molecular function: protein binding. Lineage: Eukaryota; Metazoa; Arthropoda; Arachnida; Mesostigmata; Varroidae.
UAUAAUCGAGACAAUCACCCACCGUGUAAUUCUUAACCCUAUACGUGUAAGCUUAGCAGAUUCGAAUGUGACCUGAUACUGUAAACUGUAUAUAUUUAAUUAACACCACCAUCGAUGACGAGUGGAAAACCUAUCCAUCAAGAAUUACACACAUUACCUGUAUGUGUCCCGGGCGGUCGCAAAUAUGAAUGACGCUUAUUCAUCCGAUCUGUAAAACUGGUGUUUUAUGCAGGUUUGAGUGCGACUAUCGAAGCAAACUGCGCUUUUUGAGUUUAGCCGGUAGAGCAUACGUCUUCUGGGUUUGCGUGGCCUCCGUCAUGAAUUUCACUGAAGCCCGUACCUUUCUGAAGAGAUGUCGCGAAGAGAAUGACCGUCAAUCAGAGAAAAUCGUCGAACUCUUUAAAGACUCGAUUUUGCCUUCUAUUAGUAAACUGGGCGAUGAACGAUGGAUUGUCUAUGAACAGGUAGCGAUCUCCUCGUUCGACGUACGUGAUUGGGACCUGUCAAAGCAAUGUCUACAACAGCUCAGCCAACAAUAUCCGGGAAGUCAUCGUGUGCGGCGCUUGAAGGCGAUGCAACAAGAGGCUCUCGGCCGGUUCGAGGACGCUGCAAAGAUCUAUGAUGCAUUGUUAGCUGAAGAUGAAACAAACGCGUCUGUUCACAAGCGGAGGAUCGCAAUGCUCAAAGCGCAGGCCUUAAUACCCGAGGCUAUCGAGAAACUUUGCGACUAUCUCAAAAAAUUUCAGAGCGAUCAAGAAGCUUGGCUGGAACUGUCCAAUUUAUAUAUCAUAGAAAAUGACUUCGCGAAAGCCGCUUUCUGUAUGGAGGAACUUAUCAUGGCUCAGCCUCAUAAUCACCUUUACCAUCAGCGAUAUGCUGAGCUGCAAUUUCUUAUCGGAACGACUGAGAGCAUCGAACUUGCCCGGUCAUACUUCGCACAGGCACUCAAACUAAACCCUCGCAAUCGAUCGGCGUUGUUCGGGUUUUAUACGACCGCGCAGUGGUUGAGCGUUUCACCAAAAUUCUCCUUGCAGAAGAAAAAGGAUAAUCAGAAGUACCUUAAGUGGGCCGCUGAACAAAUUCGAGCUUUGUAUAAGAAAAAUGUUGGAAAACUACAAUUCAAGGACAAAGAAACGGAGCCAGCUGUAGAAGAUCUCAUGGCGCAAUUGAGCAUAGAAGCUCCGAAGCAUAACGAAAAGGGCGACAAGUCGUCAUAAACUAUAAACAUUAUUUUAAUAUAUAUGGUUAUACGACUGCGAUUGCAUGUGUAUUAUCACUAUAGUUGUAUUAAUGUAACGUAAAAUAAUUAAAAAA